Cinara cedri is the source of this 31328-nucleotide messenger RNA. The record is from the annotation of a GenBank genome assembly. NCBI's taxonomy places the organism in Eukaryota, Metazoa, Arthropoda, Insecta, Hemiptera, Aphididae.
AAAGGUUUGGUCGGCGCAGUGUGGACGUGUUUUUAUUGUUUUUAUCGUCGUUGAAAAGCGCACGCUGCUUUGACGCUGAACUGUGUAUGAAAAUGUUCGCGGCAAACUGCGCGCUUUGACAGUGGAUCGUUGGCGCAGCGCGUGUUCGUAGUAAAUUGAAAAUUAAUCCGCGCUGCGUUCGGCACGCUCGCGUGUACCCGCCUUAAUAUGUGUCGGCCAAAUUACGGUUCGGAUAAAAUAUGUAUCGGCUUAACAUUUGUCGGCUAAAUUAUGGUGCGGCUGAAAUAUUUUCGGUUUUUUUACGCGCGCCCAAUGUUACGGCCGUUACGGGUAAACGCCGAAAUCGUGUGAAUCUGAGAAAUGCUCGGGCGAAACGCGAAAUGUCCACGAUAUUUGAGAAAACUGUGACGUCCAUAAAUUUUAAUUUUUCAGAAUUCCUGAAAUUUGUCCGAUUUCAGUUUUUGAUCGUAAUAUAUUAUGUAUACAUCAUUUUAGAUUCUGAGUGGAACGAGGAAUGCAUUGGUUCUACAAUGAUGUUUAUUUUGUUUUUUUUAUGUGAACACUUUUUUUCUACCAGAAAGCAUACUCCGAUUAUCAACCGUUUUAGCACAUUUCCUGAAAGUAAACUUCUUUGAUAUAUAAGUAUAGCACUUUUUCUAAAACCUUAAGUUGUUUAGAUGUACUUUAGAGAUGUCAUUUUUUGAUUUUUGACGCCAUUUUUUAAAUAAAAGCACUGAAGUGGGAAAAAACGUAGGAAAACGUACAAUUUCACGAUUUCAUUAUUUUAUAAUAAUAUGGACGACGUUUUCUACCCGAAAAAAUAAUUUAAUUGAAAAAUCACAAGAUAUCUCUUUUGUUGAAUUUUUGAUUUACUUUCUAACGGUAUCAUCGUCAAAACUUUUGAGCCACUUUUGAGCUUUUAAGAAAUUUCAAUUUUUAGAGGUUUUUUUGCUGUAACUCGGUUCUAAAUACAAGCAGAGACUUGAAACUUGUUAAUAAUACUUAUAUUAAGCUUACCUAGACGUGAUGAUUUAAAAAUCAUCGGGCGACUUUUUAAUUUUUUUACAAUUGUACUUUAUUAUUUUGUUUUACUAUGUAGACCACUUUUAUCCUAGAAAACUUGCUCCGAUGUAUAAGAGUAGCACUUUUUCUAAAAGUCAAUUUUAUCUACUUGGUAAAUACAUAGGUCAUUUUUUGAUUUUCGAAACGGUAUUUAAAAUAAAAAGUAUUAAUCUGGGAAAACAAUACGAGAUUUUCACGAUUUCGUUAUUUGAAAUAAGUACCUAUCACGUUUUCUAGCACAAAUAUGGCUCCAAUUGUAAAAUGACAAGAGACCUGUUUUGUUGAACUAUUAAUCUUGUUUUUAAUGAUGCAGUUUUUUUAUUUUCGAAUUAGUUUUCAUAAUAAUUGAGAAAAACGUAGGGAGGUUAGGUUAAAAAAAUUACAGUACUUCAAAUUAUGUAUUACCAAACGGCGCUCUGAAUCGUCUUUCGUCAGCAAUGGUUUAUCGUUGCUUACAGAUAUAAAUGAAAUAACCUUAUGCAUUCCACCCCACCCACUACCUAAUUACAACAGUGAUAGCAUUCAUCCCUGAAUUAGCUCUUUAUUUAAAUUUGUCUGUUAUGUUUCAAACAAGUGUGGGCAAUUAUUGUAGAUGAGACGUUGGAAAAGUAGGGUAAAGAAGGAAAUUUAAUGUAUAUCUGUAUGCAAUGAUUAAUCAUUGCUAGCGAAAAUCGAUUCUGAGCGGAGAUCGGUUAUGUUAGGACCUAACAGUUAGGUUGUAGUAUUUAAGAUUUUCAUCAAAAUAUGAUAUUGAAAUUCUUAUAAAAAAAAAAUACAUAAUUACUCUUUUUUUUUUUUACCACUCCAAAGUUCAACUUUUAACGAACCUCCUGUUAAACUGUUAAGCAUUUCUGUUUGGACGAACAAUUUUAUCCGCAGAGUACCUACCGAAUAAAUAUAUCGGAAAAAUCUCGUAAAAUUAAAAUGUCUAUAAAUAGCUCAAAAAUGGCUCAAAUGUUUUGAAGAUUUUACGACAUCUAUAAAAAGCAAACAGGUCUCGUGUAGAAACUUACAUUCGCUCGACGAAACGCGUGAUACGUGCGUUGGGGUUUUGUCUGUGACGAUUUUGGGGGACGGCGAGUUGUCGGCGUUCGCGACUAGCCUUGGUCUGUGGCCAUGCAAUCGCGGAUCGACGAUCACGUUCGUCCGUCACGCGACAACCUCGGUGAUCGACGUGCCGUUUUGUGGUCCUGGUCCGUGGCGCGUGAUGGUCGAAUGGUAGGUCCUCUCAGGAACUAUACGGUUAGUGAUUAUCGCUACGUCUAAAUGUGGUCCCUAAAUGCUAUCGGUGGUUGGCGCGAAUGCAUCUGGACUCGACGUCUAUUGCAGCGGGUGGUCAGACGUGCGGUUUCGGACGACGGCAGCGAGGAACAACGCGAGGGCUUCCGUCAGGCUCUGCGCGCUGCGACCCACACGUCACAGGAACGCUGCUGACGCGAGCUUUGCUAGGCCGUGGACGUGGACCCGUGGGGGUUUCUCUAUUGAGUUAUGACGCGCAAACUCGUUUAAUUGUGUACAGAAUUCUUAUCACAUCACUAACGCAUGUGCAUUGUGCGUCUUAUCAAACAUUCAAACUGAUUGAAUGAAAAUUGGUCUAAAUUGCUAUGCAUACGCGCGUAUGGGAGCGCGGGAAUAUCUAAAAUUUUCAAAUUUCGAUGAAAUUAGUAAUUACUCUGUGGCAUAUCUAACGUAGAUGACGUCGCCAUUACAAAUUGAGUGUUAUUUUCGAUUAAUUUUCGACACGAGCGAGCAAGUGGAGGUGAUCACAGAAAAAGGUUUAAGUAUACCUGUAUAUUUUGUUAAACAUUUUCUUUCCAGAUUUGUACACUCCGGGCUAUUAUAGGUACUUACCCGUAUUUUAAACGAAGAAAGAGACAUUAUCUAGGUUGAAUAACCCGUUAAAAUAAGUUUGGUGUAUGGUUAGUCUCAUACAUUUUAAUUUAUCCGUUUAUUAUUUUGUUAUACUCUACCACAGAAUAAUAUGUAUAGGUUUACCAUGCACAGUAAAUAUAUACUCAAUAAUUAUUGUUAUCAGUUUGUUCUUAGUAAAUCUGUACUUAUCUUGUCAGUCAACAAUAAUUAAUAGAAUAGUAUCAUAAAAUAUUAUUAUGUUUAAAAAUCUGUGUAAAUAAUUAUGUUUGUUUGCGUCAUAUAGUUUCAACGUAAUAGAUAUGUUUAAAUUGUUUAAUAAAAUAAUGAGAAUACUGACUAACACUUUAUUUGAUUUUUUAAUAGUCGAUAUUAAUACGUUCACUCGGUCAAAAACUGAAAUAUUUUACAUGGAAUGGGUGGCUACCAUGUGGCCACCCCCAGCCACCAAAUGGUAUUCUACCACGAUUCAUCAGUUAACGGACCGCAUUCCAAGACCAACGGCCUCCACGUUGGACAAAAUUUCAAUUUUUGGCAGUAAAACCGUCAAAAUCCAUUUUAUUUUUGUCCCUAGAAAUCUUACAUAACGUUUUUGAUUGACGCACGUAGUUAUGGUGGUUUAAAUCGUGUUCACAGACAUGCAGAAAACAAAAAAAAUAACAAGCACACAUCAUCUAGAUUCGCUCAGAAUUAAAAAAGAUAUGAAGUUUGCGUGGCAAAGUGCUUUUCUUGUAGAUAGUGCAGUGAAUUUGCUUAAGUUCUCGUUAGAAACUAUCUUGACAUUUUAUGUAGGUCGUCGCUAAAUUAUUUAAUAAUUUUUUUUCAAUUUCCCAGUUCACUCCUAUUACAAAAUAUCAUUGAGAGUCAGAAACUCCUUCUCUCGUAAAUAAUUUAUACCUACGUCUAUAAGUAUACGGUGAAUUAUACGAGCCUUGAGAUAUUUUUAAUUUUUAUAUGAUCCGGAAUCCUAAACAUACGAUAUUGCAGCCGAUCGUACAGUGCGUCGAAUUUUAAAUGUGUUUAUUUUACACAGCGCUAUCGCAGUUAACAAUCUUUAAGUUUUAUCAUACAGCCAGAUACAUUGGAUGACAAAUGACUAUAUGAUACGAGUAUAUAAUUUUUUAUUCGUUUGUUUAACCCGCACAAAUUCGCGACGCACUUUUUAAUAACAGUUUAUAUUAUGUAGGUACAUGAAUUUAUACGUGUGACUGGAUGAAGUGGAAAGAAGCGAUUGGAAAGCGCUGUGUGGUCAAUUUUUCAAAAAUAAGAGGCAAAUUUGUAAGUAAUUUGUAUUAUUAUGAUGACGUACUACGUGCUACGUGAUAAUAUGGGCAUGUCGAGAGAAGUAUAGAUACGAUGAGAUCAGAUAUAGCUAGAUAGGUAUAUGAAAAUAGUAGGCGCAGGCUAAAGAAAAAUUAGCUAGAACCGCCUCUGGGGGAGGUAUCAAGCUUAGGUAUGGCUUGUAGUUGAGAUAAUGAUGAUGGGUAUAGGGAGAUUUUAAGGGCACAAUAAGAGUAGUUUAGUUCAUAACAUACUUGAUACUUCCAAUCAUGUAUGAUAAAAAUAUUAUAUUAGGUAUUACACAUUAGGUACUAAACAUUUUGCUUCAAACGCAUCAACUUUAGAGGUAAUUUCUAGUAGUUAAUUUGGUCAAUUCGGUAUAUGAAAAAUACUUUGUUGGUUUCUAUUUAAUAUUUUUCGUCUGGUCUUUCGGUGUAUAAAAUGAAGGUGAACUCAAUUUUGAUGCGAAUUUUAACUAUUAAUUUAUUUUAGUAUAAUAUCACAAUAGUAUGUUAUCGUAGUUCACAGUCAUAAUUCAGUUGCGUGGCCGGAUGCGCUCGAUGUCUAACGGGCGUGUGUUUCGUUAACUUGUUUUGCCAUAUAAAUGUACGACCACGAGUGAAUUAUUCAUAGAAUAAUAAUACUCUACAGACUGCAGUCGGUACGCAAUAAUAUUCGAUGAUAGUGUUUUGACUGAUUGGUUAAACAAUCCAAAGAUAAAACGUCCAUGGAUGUCCAAUGAAAAAAUGCCCAAUUAAGAAAUCGAAGAAAUAAAUAAAUUAUUGAAUUUUGUGUUUUUGAUAAUUUAAAAUCUGAAUGAAUAAAAUAUGUAUACUUCUGGGUAUGAAUGAAUUUUGUGUGAUAUUUUUGUUUCCCUAAGUCAUAAUUUUAUGUUUAUCAUACAUUAUGUCAUUUUAUCUACUAGGUACACCAGAUAAAUUAUAGAAAUCAUGUGCCUCUGGGUGAAGGAAGUUGAUAGUAUAGAUACCCAGUGGUGUAAUUUGGACAUGGUACCUAUUUUACGACAAACCAUAAAUACAGAAAUUUCAGGGGUUACAAAUUAAUACUUUGGCGACCCAUUGAUACUCCUCCUCAAUUACGCCAUUGUAGAUACUCCCCGAAAUUCCACAGUAAUUACGUAACUGGUUUAGAUGCUUUUUUAAGUAUAGUUACUGCAACUCUAGUAGCGUUCACUUAUACGUUUAUGUUUCUUGUAAACAUAUUCAACACGGACACCUCUCGCACCCCUCUAGGCACUGCCCUGUUCUUUUUCUCAUAUUAUACAAUUCAAAUUCCGUCUGUCUGACAUUAAUGCAAAUCUACAGUUUUAUUCCGAUGAUGAUGAAACUUGACAAUUAAAACAAGAGAAAAAUCCUUUUACUUUUUAUCUCGAAAUUCAACCCACUUGUUGACACAGGGUUUUUGGUAUUUUAAAAACGGACGUUCCAUGUUAUACUGUCGAUUUACCUAUGAGUUUAUUAUAUGUACAUAUAUACAAUUUCCAUAGUCGGAGUUAGGUAGAGAAGACGAUUUAUUCACGAUUCUCAUUUCCCACAUCUCCGUCCCGUUGGGAAUCCUCGGGCACGCCACUGCCUAUACCUAGGUAGGUACGCAUUGUUGUACGCGCGUAAUAAUAAUAAUAUCUGUGUAGUAGUAGUAGCAAACAACAGCAGCAUAAAACAAAAAAAAAAAAAAAACAAAAAAAAUGGACUGUUUACGGCGUGAUAAUAAUACACGUCGCGCACGAAAUAACGUAUAUCAUUAUAUUUUUAUACCUACAACAUAGGUACAUUAUAAUAAUUUUUUUCUCGUUUUCGCUGGCGCACGUACGCGGCCGUGUGUAACACAAAACACCUAAUAUGAUGACGACGUUGCGAGUAUUCGAGUAUUGUAACGAGUCGCAGGCGAUUACAACAACGACACGCGGAAUCAUAAUAAUCAUGAUAAUAAUAAUACAAAUAAUAAUAAUAAUAUAUUACGCCGCGGAUCCGGUGUCGCACGGGGAGAGACGGUUCGUUGCGGUUACGGGUUACCGUUUUCUACGGUCGCGGUUCGUAGGACUCGUCAACGGGAGCGGAGUGCGGAGGCGGACGACACAGCGUCGCGGCCGCGCCGACCUUGGCCGCGCGUAACAACAGGUGCUCCGAUAACGUGAGCCCCGUCGUGUUGGCCGCACUGCCAGAAAAAUUCCCUCGGCUCGCGGAGGCACGCCUGCGCGCGGCGCAACCGCGCUAGAAAAAUUUGAUACCGUGUCCCGUUUGUUUUCCGUAAACGGUCUACAGUUGUUUACGUUUCAGUCGUUUGUCGUGGUGACCGUGGUGAAUCGCAUUCCGUCCGUUUGUCUCCGGCAGCAGCUGUGUACCUGUCGUUGUCGUUAUUCUAAUCGUUAACUUACUAUCCGUUUUAUAACAGCAAGAAAUUCAAGACGAACCCCGAAAUAACAACAACUUCACGACAGUGUACCUUUGUCGUGUACAUGGGUCGCCGCUGUUGAUCAUCGUCGUAUCUGGAGAUUUUCGCGCGAACGGUAAGUUCACCACGGAGUUUUCAAUAACUAGUUGUUCCGGUGAAAUACCUUGUUGCCGUUGCUUUUAUCACACGGUCGGCCGUUCUUCUGGCGAACGCCACCGUCUCCCUCCAAUGAAGUAGGCCACUAUUAGUACAUUAUAGUCGGGUGCUGGAAUUUGGUAGACUUCUUUUCAAUUUGGUAUGCCCAGAAUUCCUUCCAUCAUCGGUUACGCCCGUAAUCGACACAUUGAUACUGUUUUCCUUGAGCCGUGUGGGUCCUGACACCGAUUUACUUAUAGUAUUACUAGUAAAAUUGUAAGUUUUAGGUACUGAUUUGCUAUAUUAUUUCUGGAAGUUGGAAUGUGUAGGAGUGGCUUGAUAUUCAUAAAAAUAUUAUUGGUUCAGUUGAUGAUAAAAAUGAAUGGUAUUAACAUUGGAUGUUUUUUUUUUAAAUAUUUAAAUUUUUUAAGCAAGCUACAGUGGUUUUUAAAUUCUAAUAUUUAUGUUAAUAUUUUUUGCUUAAAAAAAAAAAUAUUGAAAAAAAACUAAUGUUCAAGCACAGACAAUGUACUUACUUUUAAGUUAAAUAAUAGCUAAAUUCACUAUAAUGUUAAAACUAACAGCAUAAAAAUGUUUCUUCUGAACGAAAAUUUGACAUUAGCCAUUUUUUAAAAACUUAUUUACAUACCAAUAAUAAUUUGAAUAAUGUGGUAAUUUUGAUAAUUUAAUGUUAACAUGUUUAAUAACUCUUUUUUUUAUAUAUAGUAGUUAAGUAGGGCUUGUUUUAGAUUUAAAAUGUUAUAUUUUUUGAUGCUUUGAAAUUAAAAUAACUGGAAAAAUAAUGGCACAAAAUAAAACAUAAUAUUAUAAGUUAUAACGUAAGGUUAAGUUGAUUACAAUUUAUUUUUUUAAAUUGAGAUGCGCACUCAUGACGUAUAUCCGUUGAUAUAAAAAAUGUAUUGUUAUACUUAAUAAAUAGCGUGGUGAUGCCAUACAUGGAAACUGCUCCUUCCUAGUAAACUAAUAGUAGAAUAGAAGAAUUAUAGACCAGAGACCCUGAUGUUAUUAAAUGGGUACAAUAAGACUAAAUUUGUUAUUUGUAGUUAUUAUGAAAGGUAUACCUAAUACAUUUAAUUUUGUAUGAAUCUUAGUUUGAAAGUAAAAAGUAAAUAAGUCUACCAUAGAGAUAAAAAAAAUAUAUAGUUUGAUAAUCAAAAUAUUUAUUAUGUACCUACUAUUAUUUUUAUUACUAUUACACAAAAGUAAAAUUAUUUUCAUUAUCAUUUUACCAAAAAAAAUUUACGAAUAUCAUAUUAGAUAUUGUCCAGUGGUUGAAACUACUGAAUUUAUUAGUAUUAUUCUUUGUAAAUAGAGUUUAAUUUUGUAUUGAUUUCUUAAUUGGAUUAUGGUAUCUAAUUUUCUAUCUACUGUCAAUAAACAAACUUAAUCUAACCUCUUUUUUUCACCCUUCAUUUAAUGGUUUUCGGGAUGGUUUUAGAUGUAUUAUAACCGAAUUACACCUGUUAAUUAACAAUUUUUAAUUUACCUGUGAUUCAAAAACUGACUACAUAGUAAAAAUUAUAAUAAAAAAAAGAUACUGAAUACCUACUGAUGGUUUAAAUCAAGAGGGUAAAUCACUGAUGGAUAUUGUUUUCACUAGAUUCCAAAAUACCAUCAUUUUUCCAAUAAUUACCAAAGAUUUCUGUUAGUGGUUUAUUCGCUGGUUUAAACAUUUGUUCAACAAAUAUUAUAUUUACUAUUCACUGCCUAUUUAGUUUAAUAAUUAAUAAUGAUAAUAUAAAGGUUGGGUAUAGCACUAUAGUUGUAUAAGCAUAUGACAAGGUGUACUGUACGUAUAGAUACUUAUUAUUUAUGAACAGAAUAUUUUUUUCCCAUUGAAUUUCGAUAAGUGAAAAAAAGAUAUAGGUAUACAUACUAUGGUGCAUGGUAUUUUGUAUAAUUUUAAAUUUGUUAAGAAUGUGUGUAUAAUAAUAUGGACAGUUAGUUUUGAAUGCCAAUUUGGUUUGUUGAUAAAUUAAUAAAAAACUUAUUUGAUAUUAGUUGAAAAAUAAUUUACCUGUUACCAUUGAUUUUAUAAUAUACUUUAUACUAUAUUACAUAUUAUAAAAGCAAUGCUAUUACUAACUAAUCGCGAAUGUCAAUUGAAGAAAGUACCUAUCCAUAUUUUUCAGACAAAAAAAAUCCAGUCAUGUUAUUGUUAAAAUUAUCAGUAUAAGUUACUCGCGGUUAUUCGUAAACAUUAGGUGUAUAUAUUUUAUUUUUACUAACUGUACUGCCUGCCGUUGCCCAUCAAAAAUAAAAAAUGAUCAUUAUGUUAUUAUAGCCCUUACCCGGACUAUCUUAUUAUUAUUAUCACUGUUUUUUAAAUUUCAUCCCUAUCACCAAGGUAACCCAUAAAUCAACAAUAAUAUAUAAUUUAAUGAUAAUUAGAUUUUCGUUCCCAAAAUACCAAUAAGCCUGUGUCAGCUCACCUUUAGGGUUGAAUAGGGGGAGGGGGGAGGAAGUAAUUUUAAUGUUAUUUCUGGUGUGGAACUACAAUCUUUACACGGUAUUUGCUCAAUUCGUUCAGUAUCUUGGGCGAGAAAUGGUAACAAACAAACUUACACUUAACCAUCCACACUUUCGCAUUUAUAAUAUUAAUAAGAUGUAAUUCUUGAUUACUGCUAUUGAAAUAAUUUUAUGUGCACAAUUUUCAUAUUAAUGAAAACGAAAAUCUUUUAAUCGCGAAAAAAAAAAAUUCUAAUAAUAGUAUCGAAAACAUUGAAUCUUAAAAUAUAAUAUACUAUUAGUAUUACUGUCCCUAUGAACGUAUGAUUUAUAGUUUUGUAGUUUGAAAUACAUUAAGCCCUGUUCGUUACUGCCUAUACUUUAAAAAAAAAAAAAAAUCAUUGUUUACCUCGUGUUUAUUCUUCUAUUCACUGGCAUUUCCUCGAUUGUGAAAGUAUUUUAGUAGGUAGUGAGUCUUUUUGCGCUCCACAAUGUUAGCAUUUUCGAUUAAGUAGUUCAACGGGCAAUUUUGACCUUGUAUAAUAAUAUAAUAAUUAUAAUACAAAUUUAAACAAUUUUAAUUUAGUUUCAAUUACUAGGUAUAAAAAUUAAGUCAUUGAAUUUGGUACGUUAAUUUUGCAAACAUUACGCACGCGAUGAUAUUGUUCUAACUUUAAGUACCCACUGGUAUAAUAUUAUUAUGCACGUGUGUAGUUUCGCUUCUCUCAUUAUUGUUUAAUAAUUGUAAUAAAUAAUAGAAAACAGAAAAAUAAUAGGCAAGUAAUAUCCUGCCUAUACGCUACCCGUUUGACUAUUUAAAAUACAUUUCGCAAACAACUGAAUACGUUAACAAUUUAACAGCAAUUUUAUUAUUUGGCCCAAACCAAGUACGUUUUUAUUUUCCGUGGAUUCUAAUGACGCUGACCUACAUAUGAAAACAGUUAUCAAGAAUGCACGUAUCCGUAUAAUAUAGGUAUUUUUCGAAAAUAUAUUACACAUUAUUCUUUACAAUAAUACCGUGUUAUUAUACAUUUAUAACCGUAACGUUGCAAAUGUUAUUAUGCUUCUUUGUACGGUUUUAAUAAAUUUCGGAGUAUUAUGCGGCUUUUUUACAGACAGGUGCGAUACAAUAUCAUUGUCUUUGAAAUAACUGUAAUUGAAUAUGUAAUUGUAACAAGAUAAACUAGGAAUACAAUAUUCGAUUUAUAGAAUUUUUUGAAUAGAACCAAUAAUUGACCGUUUGAUCCGUUUUGUGUUUAAAUCGAUUUAAGAAUCCUUAUUUUACAUAAUUAUAUUAGGUAGGUAUGUAAUGACGUCCUUGAAAUUGAAUUGCUAAUGUUUUGGCUACAGUCAAAAUAAAUACGAUGAUAAUGUGCGAGUGUUUUAAUAUGAUUAGGUCUUAAAAAACUGUAUCCGUAUCAUUCGUAAAAAGUCAUCGAUGUAAAGUUAUGUGUUCAGUUUUAAAUUCGAGAGUGAAUAUUAGGUGCCGAUUUUGAUUGUUCGAGUAAAAAUAAUAAAUUAGGUACACCGUGUCCAUAUUCCAUACCUUACAAUAUCAUUACUAUAUAUUAUUUUAAAAUUCCAAGACGUAUAUUUAUACAGAUGAAGUAUAACCGCGAAAACCGCGGUUAUGGUCCACUUAUUUGGUAGGUAAAAUAAUUUUUAACGAAAUUGAUAUCGGUUGUUCGAAAGAAUAAUGAGAUUAAAGACCUAGCCAUUUUUUUCGAGAUUUGAAUGUUGCUCGCUGAUUGUCGGUUUUUUACUUUAUAAAAAUCUUUAUAUUAAUUUUCAAUAAUUAAAAAUACGGUCAAUCGAUGUUGCGCGGUUUAUUUUACAAACGUUUUACUUAGGUGUAGUAAAUGCUAAUUUCAUACGAAAAUAAACAACAUUAUUUUAAUUUCAGAGACAGGAAAUUAUAAAAAUUUAUAUUACACCAGUUUUAUAACGAUUUUCGUGAUUCCAAUCAGGCACGUGUGUUGCAUCAAUCUGGUCGGUAUCUGAUUCUGAGCGCCAUCGAGAAACGUAUUGGUGAUGUAUCGCGGUGUUUCCCUUUACCGUGUAUUUCGGUUGUUUUUGACAUUACACUGCGGGUAGUAGGCACACCAAUGAGUGUAAAGCAUGAUGUAAGAUACAUCUUCAAUAACCGUUGUCGGUUUAACGAUGCUCGUUUGAGGGUGGUAAAACACCACCAGUCCAAUAAUAAAACGUCAUCGUUCGGAAAUAAAUUGCACUGUUGCGCACGAGUGAAAAAACCGAACGCGACGGUACUUUGUAGGUAGGGGUUAUCGUUUAAUCGAGCGAUUUCCCCGCGGUUUAACGCCCCGAAAACUGCCGUUGAUUGCGAAUUAAAUUACUCGGCUUGUACACGCGCGAUUUCACUAGGAUGUAACACGUUCACUCCGGCUCAUCGGGCCGGACACGGAACUGUCGCGAUUCGCUGUUGUUUCGCUCGCGUUUUUGCCCGCGGAAAAUCGACAUGCACAACGAUUUAACAAUGUAAUAUUAGUGCCGCGCCGACCAAUGACAUACCGAUAACACUUCGGUAGGCAAUCGUUGUUGCGGUGAUACAGCGGCAGCCUGCCGUUAUUGUCUUUACUUCCUAUAUUAUUGUUAUUCGCGUGGCCGCGUCGUGUGCAAGACCGCGGCAGUGACAUCGCUCGUUUACGGAACUGUUGACCUCACCGUUCCCGAAGAACGCAGAUCAUAUGCCCGGCAUGCACACGCGCGUAUUGUGUAUGGCCACGAUUGCAGGCCGUGCGUUUACAGCGAGUUUUUUUUUUUUUUUUGCUAAUUUUUUUUUAUUUCCUCCUCUACGCCGUCUUUUCACAGCUUUCAUGCUGUAAAAUGUCUGCGACACCUAAAACACGUUAUCACAGAUUUCACUCGCCUUUCCAUUUAAUAUCCGCGGGCCGAAUAACAGUACACUGGUCGCAAUGAUUUAUCGUCCUCCGUCCGUCGGGCAUCGUCUGCUCGCACGCCCCGCGUGUUGCGUGUCUAUGAUCACGACGCGACCGUACACAUAUCGCUAGAAACCCGAGAGAAAAAAAAAAAAAAAAAUUUAAUAAAAAUAGCCGGCGGAUACGGUAUUGCGGAUGUUUUGUACGUCGCGUCGCGCCCUGGGUCACCGGCACGUGGGCCGACCGCUGUGUACAGAUGUUACACUAAUGCGACGCGGGCACAAAAAUAAAUUGCGAUUUUUCGCGGUUGUGCGUCUGAAAUUUUCGGCCACUUUUUGCCGAGCCCGAAAAGUCGCUUACGCGUAUACGAAUGGGAAAAUAGCGCCCGAAAUGCCGCGAGUUUUUACGAUUCUAACUUUAAACGCCCAUAAACGAAAAUACUACAUAGCACGGCUUAAUAUUUUCGUUCUUUUGGCCUCCAAGUACAAUACUCAUGACCGACCACUUGUUAGUUUCGAGCAUUUUUGUCGAGCUAAAAAUACGUAUCCCCGUUAAACUAUAAAUACUAGAUAAUUUCAAAUGGCCGUAAAUUGCUCUAAAUUUCGCGUUGACGUUUAUAUUGAAUUGAAUUACUUAGACAAUAAAAUAGCAAAUCCGAAAAUAAUUAAAUAUAAAAUAAAUAAGUUUUGUUAAGCGAAAAAAAAAACAGAUUAUUUUUUGUUGAACAAAAAUUCGACCAAAACGAUAAAUUCUUGAUAGACGACAAUUGUUCUACAGUAAAUAUCGCACAAAAACGAUUCACGUUACAUGAUAUUGUGGUGCAUAUAACACGCACAAAUAAAAAUCUACUAUCUUAGUUUUUUUGUAUGGAACUCUAGAACUAGUGGUUCUUAAACUUAGGAACGUCUAUACGUCUAUAUCACGAGAAUGGCUUCAAGGAAAAUUUAAUUUUUUAUUGGUAAUAAACUAAAAAAACAUAACGUUUCAAAUAAACAUGUAUAAACUUGAAGGCGAAAUGUACGGUUGGCUUGUAUUUGACCGCAAACAAACUACACGGUGAUUUUUUAGGGUUAUAUCGGUUUUUUUUUUUUUUUUUGUUUGUCAAACAAUAAAAACUUAUAACUACCGGUUCAGAUUAAUCACUAGUCGUUAAAUCCACGUCGGUGUAUUUUUUUUCACAUUCAAUCGUAAAAAAAAAAAAAAUAGAAACUAUAAAUGUAUAGUUGGCCGAUAAAAUAUGUACCGAUUUUAGAAAGUAAUUUUAAAUCUAUGGCUAUUAAAAAUCUGUUUUAUCAGGUUUUUUUUUUUGGUAGCAUUGCCACUUAAUUAUGUAGGUAAUUGCUUUGGAAAUUACCUAUUUAUUUUGACUCUAUUUAAUUUCAAUAUUAUUAAAAAAUACUAUGAUAAAAUGUACGGAUAUUUAGUUAGUUCGUAAAUUGUUUUAUUUUAAUUAGAUUUAUAGAUCUCCAAAUGAGUGCGAUUUAUCGUUAAAUAUCGUGUACGAUAUCAGAACGAGAAAAAAAUGGCUCCAUAAAAAAAAAAACCAUAUUAGUCGUACUCUAAUAUAAAAUUCACAUGUAGCUUUUUAAUUCAUUGUUUUAUUACGAUUUUUCGUGUUUAUGAGCUAUUUCAGUGAAAUUUCCAUGUACCGCAGUACCUAUCAUGGGCAACAAAAAAACCACAACACAUUCCUUAUUGCCACGCAUUAUAUUAUUAUACAUCAUGUAUCAUUUAUUAGAUACAUUUAACAUUUUUAUUUUUGUAUCUUUUUAUGUAAGUUUUGGUAUAGUUGCUGCUCGUUAAUCGUCGUCUUUAUUUUCAUUUCUUUUAACGACUACUGUCUAUUGGUUAUUUAAAAACAUCAGAUUCGUUUUACGGGUAUAAAGUUAUUCAUAAUUAAAUUUUGUAGCCUGUAGGUCGUGGUUCUCAAAAAUAGUUCGUUAUAUGAAAGUUUUACUGUACCUGUGUACUUAUUUGUUCGAUAACAUAUUUAUGACUUUGGUGAAUUCGUUUGCAUAAAAUUAUGCUAUAUUGGCGUAUAGAUGUGUGAUACAGUGAGUUGAAACUAACCAGCGAAAUCCACCAAUAAAUUUAAAAAUAUAAUUUUAAUUAAAUAACAUUCGUAUCGAAUGUUCACCAAAUACCUUUAAUUUCAACAGAUGAGUAAAACCAGUGAAAGUCACUUUAAUUUCUAAUCAAUAUCGAUGAUUUUACUACCAACUACCUGUAUAUAGUGUGUAUGUAUAUAUAUUUAUAUUAUAAUAUAUGUAUAGAUCGGUUGAGAGGUAAUUUAAAAAAAAAGUAUACCCGUAAUACCUAGAUUUGGUAAGAAAUUCAUGUGUAUCACCGUAAUUUUGUGAUAGUUCAUAUUAUUAUAUAUUUUUAGUUUAAUUACUUACCAUUAUUGUAAUUUGUGGUAUAAUCGAGCUAAUCAUGAUAUAAUGAAAACCACAAUUUAUAAUUAUAGCAUAGUUAUUUAGAUGCUUACAGUAUAUAUAUUUUUAAUCAACACUAAUGCGUUAUACAGACGAAAAUUAUCAUUGAGUUUGUGCUGACAAAAUUACAAUUUUAGAUGUCGUGUGUAUUAAUUAAUUUAAAUUUAUUUAUUUGACACGAUCAUGACCUAAAAUUUGUCAUCAAUUUGCCACACCUCUGAAAAUAGCUGAGAAUCGUCGUGUACUAUUUAAAAUAUACGAAUAACGAUGCUGUUAAAAAUGAAAUGAAUCGUUGUAUUAUUAUUGAAGUCACAUUUUUUUGUUAGCGUUGCCGCGUUUAAAUAAAUCUUCCGGAGCCAAACGGAACGCUAAUGCUUAAAAUAUUUUUUUGAAUUAUAUCUUAAUCGACUAUUCUGUUAUUAUUUUAUAGGCCGCAAUCACCUAGCCAUUGUAUUUCUAACUCGUGUAAGUUCAUAAAUAGUACCUACUCAUUACUCUGUAAAUGUAAUACAAUUUUAAUUGUGUGCGCGUGUGUGUGUGUGUGUGUGUGCGCGCGCGUGUGUGUGCUGCGCUUCCAUCAGAGUCUUUCAAAUAUUAUUUGUAACUUAAAAUUAGAUUGUUUAAAAUCACAUUGUAAAACUAAUAAUAAAAAAGCCGGACGUACCAUUCGCACCAUUCCAAGUUUGAAAAAUACCUAUUAUAUAGGAUGCAUAUAGUAGUAGUAGUAUAAUAGUAGUAGGUAUAAUAGGUAUUUUUAGGUUUAGUUAUACAGGGUCUUCUACAGUGUUCUCCUUAUGCUAAUAAUUCUGUCAAUAUUCAUAUUUUUUUUUCAAUCGGGUUUUGUGCGAAGGGGAAUCAUAUGUAAUGAAAAAUUAAAUUUUUAUUUUCAUCCCUUAAUUAUUGCAAAAAAAAAAAUUAUAACUUUUCAAAAUAGCAAUUUUGUAAAAUACAUUAUUUUAAAAACUUUAAUGUAUCAUACAUUCAUAUUCGAUUUAUAGUUUCUUAGUAAUAGCAGUAUUAAUUUCUGGAAAAUUGGUGUGAAAACGAUUAAUUUUCAAUAGAAUAACACGUUACGCGAUAACGAAGGGAUUUAAUAAUUAAGAGAUGAAAAUGUAAAUUUAAUUUUUCUUUACAGAUGUUUCCCCCCUCAAAACCCGAUUGAAAAAAAAAAAUGCAUAUUUACCGAGUUAUUAGCAAUAACGAUAACACUGUAGGACUCUAGGACAUCCUUGCUGUAUACUUUAAUUGUUUAGAAAAUAUGUCGGGAAUCCAAUGAAAUGUUUCAAAUGGAAGUAUUACCUAUCAAACAUGGACGCCCGCAGGAGAUUUAUCCCGGGGGGGGGAGGGGGAGAGCAAGUAGUAUAAAACAUAAUAUAUUUAUUAAAAAUCAAAUAUUUUGUAUUACAUAUAGAUUUAUUUAUUUUCAAAAAUAAAUUAUAAUCGUCUUGUACCAAAACAAUCUACACGUUCUUCAUACAAAUUAUUAUUAUUUAUAAGGUAAUUUACCCUAUUUCUAUGUGUAUAUUCAUCAUGCUUAAAGCAUCGAGUCUUCCGUUAAUCAUGGUAGAGCGUGUCCGGGUUUUAACCCUUCGGAACGUUUUGAAGGACCGUUCAACAGUAUAAAUAGUUGCUAGGAUACUAGAGACCAAUACAAAUUGUCGAAAAUACUGAUGGGUAAAAUAUUCCUGAAUUUCUGCGCUAUUAUAAUAUAAUGAAAUGUAGUGUGUGGGAAACUUAACACGUUUUAAAAAUAUACAUUACAACCAAUCGACAAUCUUAUCAAAUGUUUUUAUGAUAAUGGCCUUUCUUUUUGCGCAAUGUGUGAUGUGAACUAUUUAAAUUUUCAAAAACUACUAUUUUUAGUAAAGUACAAUCAAAUUCUUAAUCUUUUUAAUCUGUAUAAACAAAUCGGAUCAUUCAGAAAUUUUUUUUUUUAAUUAAUUAAAAGCCAAUUAUUUGUAAUUUCGAAAAAUUCCCCAAAAUAAACUACCAUCAGUCAAAAAAUCCACAUCUAAGGUACAGCCUGAAAAAAUCGAAAUUUUUAAAUGAACGAAAAUAUGUUUUCCGAGAAAAACUAAUAGUUUCUUAGAUACAUUCAGAAUUAAUAUAAGCUGAUUUGUAAAUCUGCAUUGACUCAAUUUAAGUAAGUCCCGUUCCUGAUAUUAGUGUCGUAUUUAACAUCAGGCUAAUUAGGCUGAAGUUUAUUAGGGUGGCAAAAUUGAUUCAAGUGAUUUUUUAUUGAUUGCUUGUAAAAAUAAUAUUUGUAUACAAAUUGUUUGAAAAUAAAUAAAUAAAAAUAUCAUAGUUUUUUUUUGAGGAAGAGGCAUGAGUUCAUGAGUCAUGCCGCAUGAUUGUUCUGUAUAGGAAAAGCACAAAAAAUUAGUCUAUAAGGGCGACAAAAAUCUAAAUACGCUAUUUCCUGUUACGAUAAAAAAUAUAGGUAUAGACACAUCGAAUAGAAAAUAUUAUUUUUUUUAACGUUCUAAGGUUUUAUAAAAUAUCUGAUAAUUUAUAGUCACAUAUUAAUGUGUUAUGUGUAUUUUUACAUAAGUUUAAAUGGUUAUUUUUUUUUUUUUUGUACGCACAUGAAAGAAUAAUAAUAUAACUAUUCAAAGGGUUACAAAAUUACCCUCUGGAAAUUGUUUAGGUUCGUGACAGCGUGUAGCGUACAGAAUAAUAUUAUAUGAAAUAUUGAAGCGGUUAUUGACUUUAAACACGUGCGUGAGUGCCACUCCUUACCUUUAGUUCUCUUUCAUUUGUCCUCCGUGUGUGUAUAUCGAACCAACUACUAUUACUAAAAUGUGAAAACACAAUAGAUAGUGAAAUUUAACGAAAGCAUAGGACUACUAGGGAAAUCUGUUAGUCCAUGAACAAUAUCUAAAUACGCAUGUAGGAGGUAUCUAGGUACAUUUUUAUUUUUUAAUUAUUAAAAUUCGGUUGUUUUUCGUCAAAAAAGGUAAAAAAACAAAAAAAUAAAAAACCAUUAAUAGUUUUAGUUUAAUAACUAGAUACUUAAUAUUUUGCCAGUAAUCCGUAAUGUUUGCCAAUCGGUUAUAACUUCAUUUAUUUUAUUUUUUGCACAGUUUUCCAGUCGUAAGAAUUUCUAUAUUUAUUUAAAAAUGUGUAAUUAUGUUGACAAUGUUUUUGAUGGACUUGAGAAAGUAAGGGAAAACGUAGCUCUAUAGAAAUAAAAUGCCUCCGAAAUUCCGAAUCCGAAAUCAAAUAUUAAAUUACCGCACGGUUAUAUUAUAAUCAGAUUGUUUAAUGAUGUAAAUGUAUAUUUUUUUUUCGUUGUUCCCCUAUAUAGAACAAUUUUGUUGUAUUUUUGUUUUGCGUUUGUGAACGUUUAAAUAUGUAUCUUUGUAUGUAAAUUAAAAGGAGAGUCGAAUAAAGUAUUUAACUAGUAAUUUAUUAAUAGAGGUCACCAUUAGUUCAUAAAUGACCGUUCAUUAUCAUUUAUCACAAAUAUAAUUGUCUGAUAAUUUAACUGUCGAAAUUAAAGUGGCACACUUAAUUUACAACUAUAAUGUCGAUUUGGAUAUUUUAUUUACGGCACUUACGUGCAUUUUGUUUUUUAAGUUUGAAACUUGACCACAGUCUGCUAUUAUAGGUAGAUACUCAAAACUCUCAAAUCCACCACUCGCUUUAAAACCACACAACUCCAGUGUUUGUACAAGAAAAUGUUGCUUGGUAUUGAGUUUGAAAUUUUACCAAGCAUAACGCGAACUUUAUUAUCUUUUGUUGUACACAAUUGAAUCAUAUUGUAGAUAAUAAAUUAUUAGAACCUGCCCUGUAGGUAUAAAUUUGAACAAAUUAUGAUUUAUUUAAAAACAAAAUAAAAAAAUAAGAAUAUGUAUUCCAAAUGCUACAAUUUUUUCAUUCUUGUCCCUUUUAAAGUCUACUUUAAAAUACUCUCAUGUAUUGUCUUAGUCUUAUGGUAAAGCAUAUGAUAAAUCAAAUUGUUUUCAGCAGGGACAACAUUAUGUUAUUAGUUUUAGUAUUACAUUGAAUUGAUUAGAAAUUUAUUUAUUAUCAAACUUAAAGAUGUGAACAUUAUUCACAUAGGUACUAUCUACAAUACAUAUCUAUCUUAAAAAUUAAACAAAAUAGCUCUAACGCUGCACAGAUAAUAUUAUUAUCCUAUUAGAUCAAUUCACUCUAAUAUUAAAACUAACAGAACAAUAUUGUCCUUGUUGAACAAAUAUUUCCUGUCUCGUAUGUUUGUAAUAUGAAUACAUACUGCAAUGGCUAAUGCAACCAGGAUAUUUUAAAGGAAAGUGUCACAUUCCCACAUUAAAAAAAAAAAACUACUUUUUUAGCAUAUUUAAUAUUUAUAUAACUUAAAAUUAAUUGUAGGGGGGUGUCCAGACCCUCAAAACACCUCUCUGUUUGUGCCACUGAUGACAUCACCCGUGAGUGUCACUUCUUAUUAAUUUGCACUUAAUCCCUACCCUAUCUUUUAAUUUGAUUUAAUUUUUUACCUAGGUUUUCCAUAAUAUGUAAUAAUAUGUGUAUAUAAGAUGUUUAUCUCAGCUUUAAUAAAAGAAGCAAAUGCAGGAAGGUUGGUCGUCAAAAUCAUGAGUUACUAUUAUUAAUUACAUAUAAUAGAUAUCUAUUGGAUCUAGUCAUUAAAAAAAAUAUAUUUUUUAUAGUGAUUACAGAAAAUUCAGGUGGUCAUAUUCCGUUUUUAACCACCCUUCAGGUUUUAAAAAAAAUUAAUUUUGUGUAAAUGUUUUACUUGUUAGUACCAUACAUUUUAAAACUAUAAUUUGUAUAGCUUUCAGAAAUAUCUUUAAAAUUAGUGUUAAAUUGAAAUUCAAAAACUUUAAAUAUUAUGUCAAACUUCUGUAAUUAUUAUAUAAUAUUAUUAUGAUGUAACAUAAUCGUGAUUACAAUCCAAAGAUUAAAAUUUUUUGGAAAUUAAAAUUUUGGAAUUACAAAUUUUCUUUGUGCAUCAUAUUCUCACUAUAUUUCACUGACCACAUUUGCCGUUUGUACCUAUUGAUUAUUUUGGAGAACUUUGGUUGUAUUCAUUUAUGGUAUUGAGGAUUACAGUAAGUACAGCUGUCCUGUUAUUGUACUUCUGGUAUUUGCCUACCAAACUUGUAGAUUUUAUUUUAUUUGUGGUAAAGAGACGAACACAGCUAAGUUUUAAAAUAUUUUACUUUUCCACUUGUGUUAAACAUUUUGAAAUGUAUGACAAUAGUCAUGAAUCAUUCUCAUAAUAUUUGCUGUGUAGAAGAAUAGUGUCUAUACUAUUAUUAUUAUAUAUUUGUUAAAUUAUACCUUGCAUUGUUGUAUAUCAUUUUUGUAAUGUGUUUAAAAUUGUUCAAAGUAUUGUAUAUUAAUCAUACUAUUAUAUCCUUUUUUGAUAAUAAAAUGUAUUGUGACUCAUAAAACCAGUAUAUUUGCCUAUGUUGAUAAUUUAAAUUUGUUUAACUCAUAAUACAUAUUACAAUAUGUACAUAAUUAUUAUUAUUACUAUUUUUUUUUUUUAUAAAAAUCCGAUUUACCUUUGUUUCAUUAUUUUAAUAUUAUGUAAAAUAUUCAGGCUUUAUAUCAAAAUUGAGUAUUAACUGAAACAUAACAUGCUAGGGAUCAAUUUAUGUAAUGAAGGGUCCUAUAAUGCCAACUCUAUUAUUUGAGGCCUUCGUGACUUUUUACUUGAACAUAUUGGUACCAAUAAUUUAUACUGAGAAUAAAUUAAUUUUUCUCUAUUGUUACUAAAAUCAUGUAUUCAUUUUCAAAAAUAAAGAUACCUAAUUAUAAAUUAAAAAUAUAUCAUUACAUAAAUAACUGUUUAUAUUAUAAUAUGAUUUAAUAUACACUUAAGUAUUAAAAUUCAGUUAAUCAUUAUAUAAUAUUUUAUGAAACUUUCUAAAAAAAAAAAAAAUUCCUUCAAAAAUCCUGAUUUAUAUCUUAAGUUGUUUUAAAUUUUUUUCAAAAAGUAAUCAAUAUAAUGUUAACUCUGAUUUUAACUAUUAUAAUUUAUAACAGUUUUUUGUGUAUAUUUAGUUAAUAUUCCUAUUAAUACUAUAAAGAAAAAAAUAAACAAAAAACGACUUCUUACUCACUGUCUAAAUUAAAAAUUCAUCAAAAAAGAUGUCUUGUUGUUUUUCUAUUGAAGCAGAAAAGAUAAAUUGCAACAAUGAAAACAGUGUAAUCGGUAACGCCAAGGCACAUCUGUAGUUCUCUUUCAAGUUUUUCCCAAUUAUUUCAAAAACCUUUUUUUAAAUCAAAUAAUUACUUCUUUAAUGCAUCAAAUAGACAAAAUGUACUACAUAUUCUAUACACUGGAGCAAGAUUUAUUUUCAAAAUGUUGUUUAUAGACAGAAAAAAAAAAAUUGAUAUAUGGUAGUAUACAUUAUAUUUAAAAUACUACUUUCUGAUUUAAUGUUAUGUUUUCUACUCUUAAAUAUUAGUGUACUUUUGUUACUAUUUUUAUAUUGAAUUGAAGGAUAUUUUAUUUGUAUUGCGGAACGGGUAAUUUUUAUUGUUGUAUAUUCAGAUUUUUCUUGGACCGAAUUAUUAAAAGUGCACUGUCAUUGUUAUAUCUUUUAAACCACUCUUUUACCUAUUAUUUUUUUUUUUUUAAAUAAUUUGUCAUUGUAAAAAAAAUAAUAGACUGUGUAAACAAAAUGUAUACAUUAAAAGUGUAUUAUAAUGAAGGAAUAAUUAUUUCUGGUUUUUUCUAGUUUUUCAUGCAGUAUUUAAAUAUAUAUAUAUAUAAGCAUAAAAUAACCAUAUGAAUAACUUUAAUUUUUAUUUAAAAUAUUGACUUCAAAAUAGUACUUAUUUAAAAUAAGUAUAAAAAUAAUUGUGUAUUGUAUCAUAUUUAUAUUUAAAAUUAAAAAUUUGUUUUAAAUUUGUUAAAAGAUACAACAAAAUGACAGCAAUGGAGAAUGAAUCUUCUGAUGGAAAUGCUUCACCAAAGAAGAAACCAAUUCGUAAAGGAAAAACUGCUCUCGCUCGUGUUUUGUUAUUGGAUGGUUCUUAUCUCGAUAUUCAAAUUGAAGUAAAUAUAUGAAACUUCAAAAAAGACAUGUUUUGAUUAGAAAAAAGUUUUUUUUGACAUUCAAAUAUAUAAAUUUAUUAUUCUUAACACACUGUUUCUGAUAUUUUAGAGAAAAGCUAAAGGCCAGGAGUUAUUAGAUCAAGUAUGUAAUAAAUUAAAUUUAUUAGAGCGAGAUUAUUUUGGAUUAUCUUAUGAAGAUCGACGUGAUCCUCAUAAUUGGCUUGAAGUUGAUAAGCGUAUUGGAAAAUUUUUGAAAAGUAAAUUCAAUUUUUUUUCUUUAUUCAUACAUUUUGGUAUGAUUUAUGUAUUAACUUGUAUUAUUUAUUUUAAGGUGAACCAUGGCUGUUUAAUUUUGAAAUGAAAUUUUACCCUCCAGAUCCUAAUCAACUUCAAGAAGAUAUCACUCGUUAUCAAUUAUGUUUACAAAUUAGAAAUGAUAUUCUUAAUGGAAAGUAUGUGAUAAUUUAUUAAAAUAAUGUCCUUUUUUUUAUACUUUAACAAUAAAUUAUUUACUAGAUUGCCAUGUUCUUUUGUGACUCACGCACUUUUGGGCUCAUAUUUGGUUCAGUCUGAACUAGGUGAUUAUGAUAUUGGUGAACAUAAAAACAACACAGAUUAUUUAAAAGAAUUUAAAUUCGCUCCAAUUCAAACACAAGAAUUAGAAGAAAAAGUUAUGGAACUUCAUAAAACACACAAGUAAGAUGAUUAUACUAAUUUAUCUAAGUAAAAGUUUUUUAAACUUAAUUACUAUAAUAAUUAUAUUUUUUAAUUUAGGGGUCAAACACCAGCAGAAGCAGAAUUAAAUUAUUUAAAUAACGCCAAAAAAUUGGCUAUGUAUGGUGUAGAUUUACAUCCAGCUAAAGAUUCUGAAGGGGUAGACAUAAUGUUAGGUGUGUGUUCAUCUGGUCUACUUGUUCACAGGGAUCGAUUACGUAUUAAUCGAUUUGCAUGGCCCAAAAUAUUGAAAAUUUCAUAUAAGCGUAAUCAUUUCUACAUCAAAAUUCGCCCAGGUGAAUUUGAACAACAAGAGGCAACAGUUGGAUUUAAACUACCUAACCAUAGACUAGCCAAAAAAUUGUGGAAAAAUUGUGUUGAACAUCACACAUUCUUUAGGUUUGAAUGUGCAUUAAAAAAAAAAGAAAAAAGUCUAAUUUUUAUAUGUAUUAGGUUGAUGACACCAGAACCAACACAAAAACUUGGAUUAUUCCCUCGUUUGGGUUCAAGAUUCCGUUACUCUGGCCGUACUCAUUAUGAAUCUAAAAAAACUCCAAUUGAAAGACCUGCACCGAAAUUCCAAAGAAGCUUAAGUGGUAGAACAUUAACUUCUAGGAGCAUGGAUAGUGAGUAUUUUUUCAUAUUAUCAUGUAUAAUCUAAUGAAUUAAAUUUUCAAACUUAAAGCUUUAGGAGGAACCAGACAUUUGGGAGAAGAUUUUGGAAUGGAACCAGAGUCUAAAAGACACACCAUGUCUCAUCCUCCUGAACAUGUUUCAGAUUUAGAAAAUAAUCUUGGAAAAGAUGGAAAGUCUAAUAAAAAUAAUAAAAAGAAGGUAAGAUUGACUGAAAAAAAAUUUUAAGUCUAAAAAAUUAGUAUUAUUAAUAAAACUAAUUUAACAUUAUUUGAGUCAUAUGUUAAUUUAUUAUUUUAAAAUGUUGAGUUUCCUUUAUUUUUAUUUUUAUUAACAAGAGUGUAAAAAUAUGCUCGAUAAGUUUCAUUUGGUAACUCUGGGGUUGAACAUAACCAUACCAGUAUAGGGUUAUUUUCAUUUUUCUUAAGCAAAUGGAAUAAAAAAAUAAAAAAAUUGUCAACCAACUUUAAUUUAUAGUAUAUUGUUUUAAACAAAACUUAUAUCAGUUAUUUAAACUGUUUCUGAGUUUUGUCUAGAAUUGUUUUUUUCAUGUAAUGGUUUUCGAUGCUUUGAAUAUUACAAAUAAUUUUUGCAUUCUACCUUCCUUAGUCAUUUUUUGUUACAAUAUUAAUAUUGAUAAAGUAAAUUUGUGUAGUAAUUUUACUUCUGUUAUUGCACCCUAAUUAAUAGCAAAAAGAAAAAGUGAGCAUAAGUUCUCAUGACAGCUCUGUAACGGAGGAGGGCAAUUACGAGGCUGAACGGAGCAGCUCAGACAUUCAUAAGCCAAAGGUAUAUGGUUAGAUGGCUCUUCAAACAUAUUUGCACUCAUUAUUUAAGCUAAGUUGAUCUUGAAAAUAUUUAUUGCAUUGUAGAAGAUUUAAAUUUUAUUUAUUGCAAUUUAUUUAUCUUAUUUAUUAGAAUAUUUUUAUUUCAAAGUCAACUUAAUAACUGCACAUUUUAUUAAUAUAAGUUUUAGAUUCUUUGUGUAAUGUGGAAUCUGUUGGUUUUAUGAUGAUGUGUAUGUUUUUUUUAAUUUGGUUUUAAGUUAGUAGUUGGUUAGUAUGUGGUUUUUUGAUUUUCCAAGAAGUUUUCAUAAUGAUUGACAACCUUAAAAAAGACGCAGACACAAUGGAGAAAUUUUACAGAAAUUAUGGUUUUAUUACUUUAAAUUUUUUUUUUUUUCAUUGCAAUUCAGUUAUAUAUAUCCAUAGACUUGACAAAAAACAUUAUUUGUUUUUACUGGACAUUUUGUUAAUUCUUGAGCUUUUUAUGAGUAUUCUAUGUUUAUGAGUUUUUUAAGUAGUUUAUAUUUGGUAGUAAGUUACUAUGGGGGUAAAUUUAUUUGACAUUUAAGAAAUACUUACAAAUUUAACAGAAGGUUCAUAAUAGGUUGUAUGUUUUAUACAGUGGUAAAACAAAUAAAUAAUGUAUUAUAAUACAGUAAUUUUGUUUUUUUAUAAUGGUUUUAGGAUCAAAUUUUGAUAAAAAUUGUAAAUAUUAUGACCUUUCAAAUCAUGUAUAAACAAAAUUGGUUCAAAAUCUAUUUUCGUUAGUAAUAGCUUAUUGUUGUUUACAGAUAUAAAUUAAGUAACUUUAUGUAUUCUAUCUUGAAAAAUUCCUGUCUACAACAUUGGUAACCGCUUAUUAUAAUCACAAUUAAUGUUAUCAAAAAGCGGUCACACAAUAUUACCAGUUUGAGGACAUGAAAUUAAAAAACUGACAUCAAUCAAACAUUUUUUUUAAGUUGGUAGUUUUUAAAUGUAUUUACAUACAUUUAGGUUUUAAUUUUUUUUUAACAAUUUCAAAUUUUGUAUAUUUUGAAUAAUAUUUUUUAAUAACUUUGUAUUUGUGUAUUAAAUUCAAUAAACAAUGAUAAUACAUGCAUGGAACAAUUAUAAUCAUUUUUUAAUUUAACGAAUGUUUUAGUUCUAUUUCAAUUUUCAUUUAUUAUAAAUCGAUUUAUAUUGUUAGUUUUGUAUUUUUGUCCAGUACCAAAGUGAUUACAUUAAGCGGGGACCACUGUAAUUUUAAUUGUUUCUCUGGUGUUCAUUUAAUUAUAUAUUUAUUUUGAAAUAUAGGUAAUACAAUUUUAUAAUAAUGAAAAUAUGAAUUAUUGUAAAUUCACUUGGCAGUUUACAAUGCUUUCACUAAAUAUAAUACUUAUUUUCCUUUUUACAAGUUAUGAAUAAAAUAAUAAUAAUUUCAUUUAUGUUACUUAAUGAUAGUUAAUAUUUUUUUGGAUUUCCACUAUUUAGUAUUUAAAAUAUAAAUACAAUAUAUACACAAUAUUGUAUUUACUGUGAUCAAAUGUAAUCAUUAGAAAUAUGUCUUGAUUACAUUUUGUUUUGAAUACAAAGUUUUACUGUUUUAAAGAAAAUAAAAUGUAAUUUUAUGCAUAUUUUUUAAUAAAUUGAAUUUAAAUAUUCUUUUUCAAUGUAAAUUAUUUAUAAUUAUUUAUUUAAUAUUGAAUGCAGCUAUGGUCAGAGUGAUUAUGGUUUGUAACUUCUUGAAUUUCCAUGAUUUCUAUUUUUAGUUUUAUGUUAUGUAAGACAUAAAUUAAUUGUAUAAAUUGAAAAACAUGAUUAUAAUAUGUAUGUUGAUUUUGUUUUGUAUAUCAUCUCACAAUUUUGGAUAAAACAUUUUUCUUUUUUUAUAUAUUAAUUUUUGUUUACAAAGAUAUAAGUCAACGUUGGAUAUUUAGUUACAAAUUGUAAAACAAGGAUUAUAAGACGUAUAAUAAUUUCUGAAAAUUAGGGGGUUAUAAAAAUAAAAUAUUUAUUUAAAUCCACCGAGUUUUAAUACAGAGAGUCUUGUUUUGUGGAUUAAUAUAUUAUCGAAAUAGUUACCGAAUUUAAUGGCAUACCUACUAUAUUGUAUAUUGUUAUAUCUUAUUGUUAUUUUUCAAUAAUAAUUAUAUAAUUACUAAUUUGUUUUCAGAAGCCAAUUGGAGGAAUUGCCGUUUUGCCUACAGGAUCAUUUAACUUUAUGAGAAAAAAAAAAGAAGCCGAUGUGCCUCUUAAUAUAUCAAAGUGAGAUUUUAUAAAUAUAAUGUUAGAAAAACUGUAAUUUGAAUUAUAUAUUAUUUUAAAAUUAGUGGUGUUGGUGAUGAGGAAGACGAAGAAAAAGAGAACAGAGAAACUUCUCCUUCAAUUUUAACUACAAGUUUUAUAACGAAAGAACGGGAAGCUUUGUCUGCAAAUGAUACUAACAAAAGUGCAGAUAUUUCUGGUAUUAGUUCGUUAGAAACUUCUAAAGCUGAUUCCACUAUUAAUAGUGAAAAAUCUAAAUUUAAGGUGAGCAUGAAUUUAUAUUGAUUUUAUUUAUUUUGGUUAUUUUUGUUUACAACAAUAGCUCUAGAUAUUUGUUUUAUUUUUUCAACUAUAAAUUGUACUUUAAAUUUUAGAUUCUGAGUGUAGUGUUGGCUUUUUUUUUGUCUGAGCAACUUUUCUAACAGAAAUAUCUCUUUAAUCUAAAAAUGAUAAAAGAAGUUUGGUUACAUUUUGGAUCUAGUUAGUGUAUUGGGGAUGUAUUUUUCUGAUUUUCAAAGAGUUUUCAAAAUAAUUGGGGAAAAAAAAUAGUUUCAUUAUUUUCAAUUUUGUUUUUAUGUUGUAUUGAGUUAAAAAUAUUCACAGAGACUUGAAAUUUUGCAAAAUGUAUGUUAGUGUUUUCUAGAUGUUAUACAAUUUUCAAAAUAUGAACAUAUUUUUGAGCUAUUUAUAGACAAUUUACAUUUUCUAGUUUUUUUUUUGGUAGGUACUUUUUUGAUAAAAUUGUUUGAUUAAACAGAAAUGCUUGAAGAUUUUUUACAAGGUUCAUUAUAAGUUCUAUUUAGAGUUGUAAAAAAUGAAUCGCAAUGCAGUAGUUUUUGUUUGAUAAUUUGAAGAUCAAAUCGUAAAUAUUACGGCAUUUAAAAAUAUGUAUAAUUAAACUUUGCUCAGAAACAUUUUGUCUCGUUAGCAAUGAUUCAACAUUGCUUACAAAUAUAAAUUAAAUAACUUAAUGUAUUCUGUCUUUCCGACUUUCCUUCUACAACAAUGGCACACCCACCCCAGUAUUUUGAUUGUAUGUUUAAUUUUGUUUUUUUUUGCUAUGCCAUUUAGUAUAAAAAUAUUAAGUUUAGUUACUAUAGUUUGAAUUUUAUUUGUGUUUUUAUUUGAUAUUAUUUUAUAAUUUUGUUCCUUCUUUUAGUACACUUGUAGGCAUAUUCUAGUUGUUUUAUAUUGUUUGUUUUGUUUUUUUUUCGUAGAGUCCAAGUGGUAUUUUUAGCAGCUUUAAUUUAAAAUCUAAAAAAUCUAAAGACAAAUUGAAAGGUGAUAGUAGCCAAGACACAAGUACUGAACCAGAAUCUCCUAAAGGUCUAGACAAGUUCAAAUUGAAAACUAAAAAGGAUAAUAAAAAACCAAAAAAAGAAUCCAAAACUAGUUUAAAAUCUGUUGAUAGUACUACUUCCAAUUUAUCAUCAAAUGCUACAUUUGCUGACCGUUCAUUGGCUGAGACUACUGUGAAUGUAUCUGCUAUUUCUACAUCACCUAGUUUUACUAAAACAUAUGAUUACACCGAAGAAGAACAUGGUGCUACCAAAAAACGCAAACCGGUCGGUGGGUUUACUUAUGAGAAUAACAUGCAAAAGUCAAAGGAAAGUAUUUCUGAAAUUCCAACUUCCCCCACUAAAAGAGCACAAGGAUUAGCAUUUAAUUAUGCACCAGGAGAGGCGAAGAAGGUUGCAGAAACUGCAGCAGAAAAACGAAAGACAUUUUUAGAAAAAGUUGCUGCUGAUGGUAUCAAAACUCCAGGUAUCAAUUAUGUACAAUCAGCUGUUCACAAAGAAGAAUCGGUUAAGAAGGAACCCAAAACUAUUGUUGAAACAACGUUUGAACCUAGUGGUUCUGUGUUAGAGAAAAAAGUUACCUCAGCUAGUGCUGAAACUACUGUUCAGACUGAUCCAAUUUAUAGUUCAAUUUCUUAUUCAAAAAAUAAGAAAUCAAAAGAUCAUGAAAUUAAUAAAGACAUAUUAGAGAAAACUAAGGAUAAAUUAACUUCAUUGAGUAAUAAGGGUACUAAAGUCAAAACUGAAGUAGACACAAAGAAAGAAUCAUCAGAUUUCAUUGAAAAUGAAAAGAAAAAUUAUGAAGAUGAUAAACCUGCAAGUGUAGGCACUGCACCAUUAAUUGUAAAAACCACUACUAAACAAACUAUGAUUAAAGAUAAAGAGGGUGUUACUCAAAAUAUUGAAGAGAAGGUUGAAGAUUUAACAUCUGGUGAAGUUACUGUGUCAACUCAGCACAAUAAGGUAAUAGUAGUUAUUAGUAUAUUUGGCUGUUUUUUUUUUACUUUUGCAUGGUUUUUAUUUUUAUGCUUUACGUCCAGGCUGAAGGUUUGGACACUACUACUACAACGGCUACUCCUAGUAGGCCUCCUUAUGUAAAAGCAACUGCAGUAACUACUCGUACAGCUACUACUCAUCAGGAUUUGGAAAAAAAUUCUAAAACUAGCCAGGUAUAGUAUAGGUAGACUUGAUUUUAGUCAAUUGUUUACUAAUAUAAUCAAUUUACCUAUUUGUUAAUUUGCUUGGUUUUGUAGUCAAUUGAGACUGUCUACAGUUUUAUAAUAAUAAAUUAUUUGUGUUUUUUCUUUUUAGGUUGAAGAAAAAACUGUAGCUCAUACAACUACCACUAGUGGCACUCGUCAAGAACAGAGAACUGUUACACAAGAAGUAAUAUCUACAUCAACAAUCCUUGCUCCGGAAUCAAAAGUCGAGGUAAACAAUUUUAACCACAAGUAUUUUUUACAUAAUUUGCUUGUUUCAAUAAAUAACUAUUCAUUUAUUAUUUAUUUUAUAAAUUAAGAAUUUAGAUUAUGUUUUUUAUGUUGAGUUAUUAGCACUAAAAAGUUAACAUUGUUAUAGUUUGGAAGAUAAUUUUUAUUAAAAAUUAUAACAAAAUUAAUUUUAGAAUUAUCUUUUAUUUUAGCCUUUUUGUUGAAAUUAUUCUAUACAUUUUUUUAGUUACUAAAAAAACAUUAGGUAAUUUAAAUAUUUUUUAUUUUAUUUUAUUUCUUUUGUUUUUAUUUUAUUGCAUGUUUAUGUGCAGCUAAGUAGAGCUUCAAGUAGUUCAAGCCUUAGCUCGAAUGAUUCAGGCACACCAAUUGACUUUGAAGGUCCAUUAGAUGAGCCUAAUGGACUAGGAUAUUAUAAUAGUAAUUUUCAGGUAUUUGAAUACAAUAUUAGUGUAUUUAUGCAACAAAAUGAAAGAAUUUAAAAAUUAAUUAUGUAUUAAUAUUAAUUGUUAUUUUAUGUUAUCUAGAAUGAGUUCAAGGCCGACCACGUGACGGCUGGAUCGAACACUGCUGAAGAGAAACAUAACAUAAAUAUUACAGCUAAUGACAAGUCUUACACGCUCACUGGAGAAAUUGUCUCCACACAAGCUAUUUCUAGCAAAACACGAACAGUUGAAACUGUAACAGUAAGUGAAAUAAAAAUUAUACAUAGAUUAUUAUUUUAUUUUUUUAACUAAACAUUUUUUUUUUUUUGAAGUAUAAAACUGAAAAAGAUGGCAUAGUUGAAACAAGAGUUGAACAAAAAAUAACUAUUCAGAGUGAUGGUGAUCCAAUUGACCACGAUAAAGCAUUGGCUGAUGCCAUUCAAGAAGCUACUGCAAUGAAUCCUGAUAUGACUGUUGAAAAAAUUGAAAUACAACAGCAACAACAAACAUGAUCAACAUAAACUCAAUUUAUUAAAUAUUUUUUUUUUUGAAAAACAUUUGACAUUCCAUUUUUCAUUUUUACAAUUAUUAUUUAAACUCAAUGUAUUUAUUUAUUUAUUUGUAUUGAUCAGAUUAAGGCACAAUAUGGCCUAUAAUUAUUUAAUUAUUAUCAAUUAGUUUUUUAUGCAUCAAUCAUGUAUUUUGUAAUUGAUUACUUAUAUUUAAAUUUGUAUUAUUAUUAUUUCUGAAGAUUCCAUCCAUAUUUUAUAAUGUUUAUAUUGUAAUAGUAUAGCUAUUUUGAGUCACAAACAUGCCUAGAUAUCAUAACAUUCCAAUAGUUAAUUAAAUGUUGCAUAAUAUUAUAGUUUUUGUUACUUGAAUAUUAUUAUUAUUUUUAUAAUAUUAAAAAUAAAUGUUUUUGUGCUUUAGUUUUUAACAUUGUAUAAAUGUUCUAAGUGUUCAUUUUGUAAUGUAAAAAUAAAAAGGUGGUUCAAAUAAAUAUCUAAUCUAUAAGCUUAAGUAACAAUAAUAAAUAGAUGAAUGGUAAACAGUUUUAAAUAAAAUAUUCUCCGGCAUAUCAGUUCCUUAUAUUGACUGGAAAUCAUUUGUGUUCUAAAAUUUAAUUUUAACAAUAAUCAAAUACAAUUUAUAUUAUAAAUAAGUUUUUCAAUUUUUUUAAAUAAUUGUAUACAUAUAAACAUUCAUGUAUAUAUAUUCAUGUAUACAUGUAUUUUUUUUUUUUUAUAUUACACAAUUUAUAAAUACUUUAUUUUUUUAUUUAUUUUAGUGUUUAAAAUUAAAGGCGAACAAAUUUGUUGUGUCAACAAUAAAUAUAUUAAACUGAUACUACGGGUAUCAUUUAAUAUUUAAUUUGCUUAAUAUUAAAUUAAAUUCUAAACUUUUUCAUGAAUGUUAUGUAUUAUUUUAUUUAUUAUUAUUUUUUCUUUUUUGGAAACAAUUAAUAUAAUAUACAACAUGUACAUGUUUCUUUUGAACCGCCUGAAAUAGUACAUAUGAAUAAUAAUAAAAUUGAACAAUAUUUAUAAGUAUUGUGGCUUUGUUCUAAUCCACCGAUGUUAUUUAUUUUGUUAGUGUAUUUGAAGAGUUAUGGUUAAAAAUUAACCAAUAUCAAAUAUUUCAAUAUCAGUAUUUUAUUUUUAUGUUCAUCAUACAAACUUGUUUGUUAAUUUUGUCUAAUAAACUCUAAGAUUUAAACAAUUUAUUUGGAAGACAAUGUAUUGGAUAGAUUCUUACAUUGUAAUUUAUAACUCAUUGUGGUUUAGCAAAUUUAAAUGUCAAUUUAUAUAUGAUAAUUAUUUUCAUUUGUAAAAGUUGUAUUAUUGAAAUUAAUUGUGAUUUUUAAAUCAAUUGUUUAAUAUUAUAUUAUACUAUAUACAUUUUAGCCGAUUGUAUGAAAUUUAUUAUUACAAUUUUAAAUACUAAAAUUAUGUGAUAUUGUUUAGCUAUUGAAAAUGUUUAUCCAAUGACCAACAUUGUUGUAGUAUAUUAUUAUUUACCAUUGAAUUGUAUAAUGAUAAAAAUUAUAUUAUUAGUGAAUAGAAGUUAAAAGGAAAAAAAUUAUCUUUCUAAUAUAAUAUAUAAAUAAUUCAUUAUUGUUUGUAUUUUAAAAGUUUUACCUGUCCAUUGUUUUGUAACUGAUGACCUGCUAAUAUUAUAUUUUAAUAAAAUAAAGUAUUGUUCAGAC